Molecule: messenger RNA, 1956 nt
Organism: Dreissena polymorpha
Lineage: Eukaryota; Metazoa; Mollusca; Bivalvia; Myida; Dreissenidae
Product: regucalcin-like
Exons: 7
Coding region: 144-1169 (341 amino acids)
Biological process (GO): L-ascorbic acid biosynthetic process
Molecular function (GO): gluconolactonase activity; calcium ion binding
Source: RefSeq, a predicted model, not a curated record
AAGACGCAGUAUUGGAACAUCCAGUUAAGUGGCCCGAUCUAUCUGCACUUCUACAUCUUGAAUCGUGUCUUCUUUAACAUCUUUACUGACGUGAAUAUUUAGUUUUGUGGUGAUGAUUCCAGGACAACUAUAUUGAAACAGUAAUGCAUAAUUCUGCCAGAGCCUUGCCGAGAUUCGUUGGAGCGGGAUGUCAGAGGGCGCUGAACAAUAUUACAGAGCGUGUUGGACACUGUAAAAGGUUUAGUUCACUCAUCAGCCUGCCAGUUAAGGUAGAAGCGGUCGCAGAACGCACCUGUCAAACUUACGGACAGGGAGUGAAAUGGCACGAGCAACAGCGCCACGUACUCUACAUUGAUUCAAAAGCCGGAUAUAUCCACAGAUGGAACGCGGAGACAAAUGAAAGCGACAAGCACAUGUUCCACGACCGGACGACAAUGUUUCUGCCUGUUGAUAAAGACAAGUACAUAGUCAGCAUCGGCCCACGGCUGUGCAAGUUCGAGUGGAUGGGGCGAAGAAUCACUCCAUUGGUCACUGUGGACGAGACCAAGCGGAUCCGACUGAGAGACGGUAGUUGUGACGCGUUUGGAAGAAUUUGGUUUGGAACCAGCCACGCUGCGAAUGCUGCAGCCGACGCUCCGACAAAAGGCGCUCUUUUAUGUUUGGAACCAGACGGCGCGCUCCGCAAGCAGGCUGAUGGUGUUAACGUUUCCGGACGUGUAGCUUGGUCUUUUGAUCACAAGACUAUGUUCUACGUUGACCCUGUCGCUCGCCAGAUCGCGGCAUACGACUUUGACAUCGACUUGGGAAAAAUUUGUCAUCGACGUGUUUUGGUGGAUCUAGCCGGCAAAAACAGCCUGUCUCGGUGGGGCUACCCGACGGACAUUGCCGUUGACUCCGACGGCAAUCUAUGGGUGACCUGCUGCAUGACAGGUCGGAUCGUCAAAUUCGACACCUGCACGGGGACAGAACUGAAUUCCGUGAGCAUUCCGUCACUGCGUUCCACUUCCCUCUGUUUUGGAGGCGACCAUAUGGAUGAGAUAUUCGUCACCACGUCGCGCCUGGGGGCCUCAGAUAAGGAACUAGAGCAAUUUCCCCUGUCUGGUUCCCUGUUCCGGGUGACUGGUCAUGGAACGCGUGGUCUCUUGGAAAACCGGGCGCCGGCAUUUUAAUCAGUGUUUUUACUCUGAACACUUGAACAUAUUAAUAAUAAGGGUUCAGCUGCGUUAUAAUGGAUUUCAUGAUAGUAGCAUUGUUUGUUAAUAAUGCUAAAUUGAAUGUUGUAACUCAUCGAAUAGUGGAAAUCAAAAUUGCGCUCUUGUUGUUUCUAAUAUCAUCGUUCAAGCCUAUAUGAAACUUUAUGUCCAUUUAUUUAUUUGAACCCCUACAAAGAGACCAUACAUAACAUGUACACAAAGUUAAUCCAGAAGCACAAGAAGGAUACAUGUUCUGUAUCAUAUAAAUAAGACGUAGCUCGUUACUGCUGAUACACUCUGAAUGUUAAAGUUUGUUGUAGGAUUGUCAACUUUUUAAAGUGGAAAAAUAUUUAUUCCAUCCAUAUGUGUACAUUUCAAUGCAUUAUUAUGCGGGAAAAUAAUUGCAUCUUUAUAUAAGUAUAUGAUUAUGUACACAAUGUUUAGCCCUUAAGAGAAUGAAAAAUGUAUAACAAGCCUUCUUUCUAACAGAUAUAAAUGCAUUGCAAAAACAUGUGAAACUGAUAUUUCCAUUUUCUGUCUUUGUUACGAUACUCUUUAAAAAAAGUAAAGUUGGUAAUCGAUUUGAUAAAAUUAAAAUAAAACAUAUUUAAAUAACCUAUAUAACUACAGAAAAGCAAGGCUUUGAUAGUAUUGCAAGCGAAACAGAAGUCACCUACCGGUGGAACCCAAAUCACUUAAAGGUCGACCACUUUUCAUAAUGCCUGUUAUAGAUGUUCACUUGACAUAUUUUAUAAAAAAAAUC